Pelodiscus sinensis (Chinese soft-shelled turtle) is the source of this 820-nucleotide messenger RNA. It is a transcript of the gene GKN1, whose product is annotated as gastrokine 1. Lineage: Eukaryota; Metazoa; Chordata; Testudines; Trionychidae. The record is from RefSeq and is a predicted model, not a curated record.
GGGAACCAGUGUAUAUAAAGUGGAAGGUUUGUGUCACUUUUCCCAGCAAUUCUUUCACCAGCUCUCUUGUCAAAAUGAAGCUCUCUAUUGUGAUUGUCGUUCUUUUUGGAGUCUGCCUAAGUCAAUCUCUUGCUACUGAUAAUGUGAGUGAAAACAAUCAAGGUAACAUUGGUGGAAGUUCACACCAGACUGUGAGCAUCAACAAUGAUAAGCACGUGGCCAACAUUGACUCAAACAAUGGCUGGAACUCAUGGAACUCUGUUUUGGACUACAAAACUGGCUUUAUGGCAACCAGGGUAUUUUCCAAGAAAUCUUGCAUCAUUGCUAAAAUGAACAAAAAUGUCAUGCCUGACAUUGUAGAAAUUCCCAAACUGCUUGAAGAAAGGAAGAAGACUGUAGCUCAAGGGCCUCCUCCGAAGGAACUGAGAUACGCUGUCUCAAAGACCAGAGUCCCUGACCUGACCCCUUACGGGAAGAACAUCGAAGCUUUGUGCAAAGGACUUCCUACCUACGUGGCUCAUGAAGUUCAGAGACCAAAAGGAGCAAACUUCUUCUAUUCUGGAAGUUGUAUUGAUGCUAGCAUCCUGUGGGUUAUUAACAUUGGCUUCUGUGGUGAAGCUGAAUUCAAGUAAUAAAUUCUUCACUGCUUGGAACUGAUCUGACAACGUGCCCACCAACUGGAUACAACCAGAUGUAUCAUUCUUCUUGUCAUACUGCAUUUUCCAGAUGUUUUGUCUUAGCUUUCUUUUUAUGCCUGGUGCGUAGAAAAACCUAGGCUGUUACAGUAUCUGUCAAUUAAAUACAGUUAGCAUUAGAAUCA